AUGGUGGCGCCGGCUGCCGUCUCCACCUUCUCCUCCUCCUCCUCCUCCUCGUCUCCCUCUUCCGUGGCACCCAGAACCCACCGCCGCGGCCUCCUCAGCGCCCGUGCGCCGCUGCCGCCGGCCCGGACCGUCGCCUCCUCCCGCGCGCCGCUGGUCGUGUCCAGCCCGCCGCCCACGCCCGCCCCCGCUCCGGGGCACGCCAAGGUCGAUCGCUCCGGCCGCUUCUGCAGCCCCCGCGCCGCGCGCGAGCUCGCGCUGAUGGUCUCCUACGCGGCGUGCCUGGAGGGCGCCGACGUGGUGCGGCACUUCGACCGCCGGGUGGCCGCGAGAAGAGAGCCUGGGUAUGUUUUCAACAAGGCGUGCGUGCAGAGCUACAAUUUCAUGAGCUUCUGUGGGGGGCCUCUGGAGGUUGCGACGGAGGAGGAGGCCGAGAAGCUCAUGAGUCAGAAUGAGAAGGAUUCGGCAAACGAAGCAGAAGUUCUUUCAGCUCCUCCAAGGCUGGUGUACAACAAUUUUGUGUUACGAUUGGCCCGGGACAUGUUAGUGGCAGUUGCCAGUGGAUGGGAUCAGCAUGUUGAAGUUAUCAACAAAAUAAUUCCCCAACAUUGGAAGGAUGAACCUGUUGCAAGGAUCCUAGAACUUUGCAUUCUUCAUAUUGCCAUGGCAGAGAUGACAUCGAAAGGAACUCCUCACAAAGUUGCAAUUAAUGAGGCGGUAGAUCUGGCAAAGCGGUUUUGUGAUGGAGGUGCUCCUCGGGUAAUCAACGGAUGCCUUCGAACCUAUGUAAAGGAUCACAUGAACAAUGGCAAUAGUCAGGCAGCUGAACUAAAGCCAUAA
Molecule: messenger RNA, 837 nt
Organism: Triticum turgidum subsp. durum (durum wheat)
Lineage: Eukaryota; Viridiplantae; Streptophyta; Magnoliopsida; Poales; Poaceae
Source: the annotation of a GenBank genome assembly